AUGUUGUCUGAAGCUCUCCAAACUUGGUCUGAUCCUGCAACAGGGCUCAAGUACACACACUCUGGCAAUGGUUCUUGGCAGUGUGUUGCCUCACCACGUCCAUCUGGCCCUUCGAUUAAUACCAAUCUGAUGGUCCGGGAUACGACGGGACAACUAAAGGCAAGCAAAGGGCCAUUGAUCCAAUCCCUGUUGCUGGAUAGUCAAAGCGCAAAGGAUUGGCUUCCUAUUGGUGGACAUGCAUGGAAUAGUGCUGCAGAUGAAUUUGCCCAGUGGGCUGAGGAAAACAGCUGCCCUGUGCGCACCGCCAAAUCGCUCAAGGCUAAAUUCAAACAAUUUGUUCGUACCAGUAAACCAACAGGUGAUGCGGAAUGCCCACCACAUAUCGAAUGUGCCCAUUUCAUUGAGGAUCAGAUAAAUGAGAAAGCUGGUACAUGGGAGCUAGAUGAUGCCGACAUUGUUGAUGCGUAUGAGGACCCAAUUGAAAUUAGUGAUGACGAAGAAGAAGAAGAAACUGUUCCACCUCGAACCCCUGCUAUCACACAACCUGUGUGUAAUACCAACCGCACCGCUACUCCUGCCAUUCAAGUCAAAAAGGAGCCCAAUGGUCCUGUUGUCACUUGGGUUGGGGGUAGCGAUGAUGACAACAACAUCAAUCCUAGAGCCAGGCUCCAGGAUGCCACACCAUCUCCGGGAACUCGUGUUGUGACAUUUGAUCCCAGCCCUAGCCCUGUCCAACCCAGUGCAAGAUCGUUGUUGUCCACUCCACUUCCAGAUUUGGUAGAGAUGUACCACAGUCUCAAGAAGAUCCCAUUGUCGAGCCUCGAAGUUAAUUUCAAGGGGGACACACAGCCAUCCAAAUGA
Messenger RNA from Laccaria bicolor S238N-H82, 861 nucleotides. RefSeq lists its product as uncharacterized. Bases 1 to 861 code for a protein of 286 amino acids. The record is from RefSeq and is a predicted model, not a curated record. NCBI's taxonomy places the organism in Eukaryota, Fungi, Basidiomycota, Agaricomycetes, Agaricales, Hydnangiaceae. The transcript is spliced from 8 exons.